AUGCGCGAACGCAUCAAGACGUUGCUGGACUCCAAAGUCUACCAGAAGCCUGUCUCGCUCUCGCCCAUUUACGAGGUGGUUUUCAAAGUGCGGAGAAAAGGCGACGGGCUCACCUGCGUCUGCAAGCAGAUUCAGCUGAGCAACUGCAAGCAGCGAGCGCGCGAUGAAGCCAACAAGGAGGUAAAUCUCCUCAGACGAGUCUCGCAUGGUUGCAACUACAUCGUCCAGUAUUUGGGAUCUUUUUUGGAAGGUGAGGCCUUGCACAUCCUCAUGGAGUACUGCGAGAGAGGAGACUUGUGCCAGUUCCUCAAGACUCGCGACGAGAGCCUGGAGGAGAGAGCGAUCUGGAAGUAUUUGUUGCAGAUUGGCCUCGGAUUAAGAUGGCUUCACCAGAACAGGAUUCUACACCGUGACAUCAAGACCAUGAACGUGUUCCUGAAGACCAACGAUGAUGUGCGAUUGGGUGAUCUUGGCGGUCGCCACCAGAGUAUAGUCUGGGCGAGAAGUGGAUCAGAAUCGGUCCUUCUCACCGCUCUGCUCAAAAAGAUCAGAGAGAGCGGAAUUUCCAUUGACGAAGCUGCCAAAGCCUGCCACAAAGAGGCAUCACCAGACAAACAUAAAGAAGCAAUGAGGUUCAUGGAACCUCUUGCUCAAGACUUGAUGGAUUGCAUUGUAGCCAAAGUGCCGGUGCAAAAUUCGGAUGCUUCGGAAGAACUUGCCAAAGCCAAAGCCAAGUUGGCUGAGCAUGGCAUUGAAAUUUCUCCCUUAAAACGUAAGUCCGAAUCUGCACCCAGUUCCUCAGAGCAGCAGGGCAAGCGAGCUAAGCCUCCCAUGCCUGUUGCAGAUGUUGAGCCAAAACCCCUUUCUGAUGUCGAGAAACUCUUGGAUGAGCCCAAGAGGAAGCUGGAUUCUCGCCCCAAGGGAGCCACAGAUGACCAUGUCACUGAAUGGCUCAAUACAUUUAAGACCAAGCCUGAAUUUAAAGGCAAACAUCCAAAGUUGGUCAAAUACGUGAAAACCGUUCAAGAUUUGCUCAAGACUGGCACUGCCAAAGACGAAAUAGUUUCGGCAGCAGUUCGAUUCGGUCUGGAUGCCAAAUUGGCAUCUCGCCUCUCUUUGAAGAACCUUUCAGCCACCAUAGCAGUGGCACAGUUCGAGGCAGCUUGA
Messenger RNA from Symbiodinium necroappetens, 1167 nucleotides. NCBI's taxonomy places the organism in Eukaryota, Dinophyceae, Suessiales, Symbiodiniaceae. The record is from the annotation of a GenBank genome assembly.